CGACUAAAAAAAAUUUAACUGUUUUAGCCAAUUUGUGUUAAAAACUAAUAAACUAAAAAAAAAAUUGUUUCGACGUGAAGUAAUAUGAUGUGUUUCUUUUUGGAUUCGAGGUUUCCUUGCGACUUGAUUGAGAACCACUGGUCUAUCCGUACACAAUGUUUCGAAAAAUAAAACCUUAACCGACUAGCAGACGGCAUCUAUAACAUGGGAGUUGUGUUCAAUUAUUUACUGCAGCCUUAUUUGCUUAUCAUAAAAACACAUUUUUUUACUUUGAUCGUUUUAGUGAAACGGGGUAAUGGUGAUGAGUGUGUGCACCGACUUUUCCAACAGUUCGAGAAACAUACGAUGAGCUAUUAUACAUAUUUGUUUGACAGACUCGAAUGGUAAGAACGUAGUUUUCGCUUUCCGUCUAAUUUUGCAUUGUUUGUCUUCUUUUUUUUGUGUUUCCACUCUGACCAUGCGUAAUCACAACUUUGUUAACGCUAUGAUUCUAUCGGCCGUGAUAGUGAUCAUCGCUGCUUGCUGCUGCUCGUGUAAACCGACUGGAUCGCAGUUGAGAGCCAUUAUCCAGAAUAUACUGUUCGAGGACAGAAAGUGGGAGGCCGUUUUGUCUGAGAGGGUGCGGUUGAACCGGAACGACCCAACAAUCCAGUCGUUGGACAUAGACUACUGGGAAAUCGACUUGGAGGACAUCGACCCACUGAAAGUCUUGCAGCAGCUCAUGAGACCCACCGAACACUUCUUCGGCUCGGAAUUGACACUAAGUGCGUAUAUCGUGGAUACCGCGAUCAUGUGCUUGACGUUCAAACAUGUGUCCGUGCAUGUAGCGCUCAUUGGCCGGAUGUUAGCCCUCGAGCCGGAGAAACGGAAAAACGUCUUCCGGGCCAACGUGUUUGCGAACUUGCUGCCACGCGAAGUAGAUGUUUUAUCCUCGAUUGAAAAGAGGUACUUAGAACUAUUAAAGGUAUAUGACAAGAUCGCUCCGAUUGUGGAACAGGAGUUAGAGAAAUUCGACGGAGAACAGUAUGCGAGAAAUCUGAAAGAUGAGAUGGACAAUAUAAAUGCCAUUAUCGGAAACUCGUGCAAGAACUCCGACAUGAAGAUUUAUUUCCGUCAGCUUAAGUUCCCUUCGAUGAAUACUAAUAAUUUAGUCGACGUGAUUGGGGAAAAUAAUACUAUCACAGAAAAUGUGGACCUCAACACCAUUGUAUCGUUGUUGAAGGAUAACGAAAACGCCAUAUUUAAAAUGUAUGAAGAUAUGUACGAGCUGAGAAAUUUGGGCAUGCACAUAUGGAAGGGUAUACUAAAUUAUCCGGAUUUGCCGACGGACGGCGAAGAAUUAAAAUGGAACACUCGUCCGUCUUACCAUGAAAUGAUGUCAAACAUUCUGCGGAGGAAGCCUCAACAUUUCAUGACUGUACCUGCAAACGUGAAUGCGAAUACAGGUGUACAGUUUGUAGAAUACUCACCGGGGUUACUGGAGAGAUAAAUUAUAUUAGAAUAGAUAAUAGUACUUAUAAUGUUUUACUUGAAUCAUUAAUACAGUAUAAAUUUUAUUUCAAUAACUCUUUUAAUCGCAAUAAUUGAAGUACUUCCAAAUAAUAACCAAACACAUUGUUUUUGUUUUUAAAUUCUAUAAUUAAAAUGCAAUUAUAGUGUUUAAAUAUUAUUAUAUUAUAUAAAAUUAUCCUGUUUUGUUUAAUCUUAUUGUUAAUGUGAUAAAUUAUUAGGCU
Messenger RNA from Cinara cedri, 1733 nucleotides. Lineage: Eukaryota; Metazoa; Arthropoda; Insecta; Hemiptera; Aphididae. The record is from the annotation of a GenBank genome assembly.